Messenger RNA from Tuber aestivum (summer truffle), 2143 nucleotides. Lineage: Eukaryota; Fungi; Ascomycota; Pezizomycetes; Pezizales; Tuberaceae. The record is from the annotation of a GenBank genome assembly.
CAACGUCCCGACCCCCAUCCUCCCCGCUGUUCACCCUGGACCAUCCAUCCGAUCGCGUCUCCCUUGUUCGCCUCCAGCGCCUCUACUCAACUUUAGUCCACGCCUACUCUUCACCAGGGACAAAUCCGCACCGUCCCCCGAACCAUCUCCACAGCGUCUCCUCGCUACCUCCGGAUAACAAAAACUUCACUGUCACGAGAGCGAUGAAGCCACCACAGGCCUUAACAACGACCUAUGCCACUCGCAUAGCCACGUUUUCCACCGCCCUGAUAACACCCGCCGGCCUCAAUCCGUCCUCCGGUGCUCCUGGCGCGACGCCCGUCGGCGAGCGCAGCUCUGGGAGGACAAAGCGUGGAACAACUGUCGUUAACUAUGCCGAGGUGGACGGCGACGAUGAUUUGGAGGUUGAUGGCGAGAGCAGUGUGGGCCAGCGGGGGCCUAAUACAUUGAUUGUCGGCGGUGGACCCCCACAGAACGGGCUCGGGACUAACAUUAUGGGAAAUGUUGUCGAAGCCAUCAGACGGCCAGUACAGGUUCCGGGCCGACCCGCACAGCCCAGAACCAGCCAAGGCGUAUAUAGGUACAUUCAGAGUCGCUCUCCGACACUGUCCACUUGCGCUAACUAUUGCUUUUUCUUCUUUUUUCUUUCCUUUCGAAAGGACCGAGCAUCAACUACUGGCUGCAUCCAAUUUACCGUCGAUACUGAUUCCAAUUCGCUUGGACUUUGACCUCGAUCCCCCCUCUCGUGGUCGAAUUCACGAUAGCUUCCUUUGGAAUCUCAAUGAGACAUUGAUCACCCCAGACAAUUUCGCCAUCACGACAUGUGUAGAUCUUGAUCUGCCGUUGCAGCCAUAUGCGUCAAUGAUUUCCGCCGCCAUCCGCGAUCAAAUAUCGGAAUAUGCGCCGGUAGCAGCAAUUCCCAUAUCUGAGGAAUCCGGGGAAAUGCGAGUGGUUUGCAACCUCAAUGUGAACCUAGGGGAGCGCGUCUACACCGAUAGGUUCGAAUGGGAUCUAACAGGCGGCCUUUCUCCAGAAUACUUUGCGAAAUCCGUUGCUGCUGACCUUGGGCUUACGGGUGAAUUCAUUCCAGCGAUUGCGCACGCAAUCUACGAAUUCUGCCUGCAGAAGAAGAAGGACCUCUGUGAGACGGGCAUCACUCCUGAACUGGAGAAUGACGCGCAUCGGCCAGAGACGGAAGCUGGCUGGCGUGUGGACCUGGAGUCCUUGGGCGCCGAAUGGGAGUCCAAGGUUGAAACGCUUACUCGUGAGGAGAUCGACAAACGGGAGGGAGACCGCGAGAGGGAAAUUCGUAGAUUGCGUCGUGAUACGGCCCGACUAGGGGGGGCGCCAGGUGGUGUCAUAAUGCCUUCACAUUGGGGACCCGGCGCAUCGAACGAUAUGGGCGGAGAAGAGCAAAUGGGUCGUGGAAGCCGAGUGAAGCGGAAACGUCAACGCAGCUUUUCACCGCCGGCCCGUGGAACCCCGACCCGCACCCCUUCAAAUCAGCAAGGGAACGGUAUCAAUGGGUCUGGCGGCAUUCUCAACGGAGGCCUCACGGAAUGGGAGAAACAGAAUUGGAGGUGCAGUUGGUGUUUUAUCCCCGGGACUGGUACUUGGGGUGUUAGAGAGGGUCCUGAUGGCCCAAAGGUAGGUAUACAUAUGCAACAUAUAUAUUCCACUCUCGAUUUCGACCGCUGUGCUAAUUUUCUUCACAGACAUUAUGCCACAACUGUGGCCAAGCAUGGAUGGAAACUGGGGUAUUACCGGAAUGGGCCAAGGGGCUACACAUGCGUCAAUAGCUGCUUUCUGUUUUCUCUGACUACAAACAUAUUUUAUGCUAAUACUGGUAGAGUCCGCGGUGUUUCCCCAUUCUUGGUUGUUUUUCAUAUUGCUGUAAACUAGGGUUUCUCUUUUCUUAUUUUUCACUUUUUCUAUCCCCUUUCGGGCAACCGAGUUUAUUGGAUUAGAUGGACUUGUUCUUACGGCGGCAUGGCCUGUGGCGUGGCAGAGCGAGGGUUGGUUGAUGGGACGGCAUUGAUCCUGUUACUUUUUGUACUAUGUUUGUGAUGAAAAAGACUUUUUCCUUAUUUCAUUCAUCCAUCUAUUCAGCCAUUUAUUUAUUCUAAUUCAAGGCGUUACUUGU